This is a messenger RNA of Protopolystoma xenopodis, 381 nucleotides long. Lineage: Eukaryota; Metazoa; Platyhelminthes; Monogenea; Polystomatidea; Polystomatidae. The record is from the annotation of a GenBank genome assembly.
AUGCCGCUUGAGGAUGUCGGAAGACUCAUUGGGCAUGCUGACUCAUCUGCUUCAUCAUCAGCUUCUUCCCUCGAAUGCUCUUGGGAGACCGACACCUCAUUCAAUGCCUCAAGCAACGAUGGCUUAGUUGCCAGUUCAACCAUCCGUGCUGGCGUUCGUCAUCCAGACGGUCAGGUACCUCGAGGCUGGAAUGCUAACUGGUUAGGUAAUGAAAGUGUUACCGACCUGCAUGAUUGUGGAGGCUCCCGCCAAAUGGCUGACAUUCCAAGAUCUACAAGGGGACGGAGCAGAAUACAAACGGAAACAGAACAGGUCGGACAAGACCCUUACUACGAGGAGACGAUGUUCCCCCUGGACGAUAUUCCUCCUGGUCCACUUUGA